Apodemus sylvaticus (European woodmouse) is the source of this 3291-nucleotide messenger RNA. RefSeq names its product protein C19orf12 homolog. The transcript is spliced from 3 exons. Lineage: Eukaryota; Metazoa; Chordata; Mammalia; Rodentia; Muridae. The record is from RefSeq and is a predicted model, not a curated record. Bases 1952 to 2347 code for a protein of 131 amino acids.
GGCAAAAAAGGAUUUCCAUUCUAUGAGCAAUUUGCAAUGAAAAGUUCAGAAUGGUAGGAAUGACUCUACCAUAAUUUUCUGUAAUAAAACAUUUAUUAAUAACAGAUUAGCCAUACAUUGAAAGUCCCAUUGUGCCAGAGACUGUAUCAUAACUGAAACAGGAUGAUUAUAGAAAUACUUGUGUGGGAACUGCAUUUUCAACAGAACCAUUGAAACCCAGUGUUCUUAGACUAAAUAAGUCUUCCAAUAUGACACUCUCCAGCACACUGACAGAAAGGCAAGGUGGAUUUUUCUUCAAUCUUUUAUGGCAUUACAAUCUUCCAAAGUCCCCUCAGGGCCAUCUGUGACACCUUCCCCAGGGCUCAUGCUGAAGUCAGUUCUAUUUGGAAAGCUAGAAUUCAUCAGUGGGGUUUGAAGUAGGAUCUAAUUAGAGAAACAAAAUUCUUUAAAAACAAAAUUACUACCUGGAUGUGGUGUUGCAUGAUUUUAAUCCCACAACUUGGGAGGAAGAAGCAGAAGGAGUGCCACAAAUUCAAAGCCACUGUGGUCUACACAGUGAGUUCUAGGCCACUGUGGUCUACACAGUGAGUUCAAAGCCACUGUGGUCUACACAGUGAGUUCAAAGCCACUGUGGUCUACACAGUGAGUUCAAAGCCACUGUGGUCUAUGUAGUGAGUUCUAAGCCAUCCAAGGCUGCAUAGUGAGACCCUGUCAUAACCCCACCAAACAAAAACAAAUUUACUAGCAUAUAUUGCCACAGACCACCCCAGCCAAGUAUGGGGGUCCCUGGGAUGAGGGUUUUCAAAGUCCAGGUGGGUAAGUUUUCGGGGGUGACAAUCAGAAAGAAACACAGAGGCAGUUUGAAUCUGAGUGUAAUUUGCAGCUCUCAAGCAGGGGAUUUUAUACAUAAAACCAAACAUGACACAACUCUUAGAAACCAUAUCCAGCAAGCCAUCAUGAAUACCAACAAGAAUCACUUGUCACAGUAAAAUACAAAAAUCAUCUAAGCAUUAUGACUCUAAAACCACAUGUUCAGUGAAUAAUAAACAGAACAGGUAACAUCAUCAACAAAAAUAUAACAAUUCUGAAAGAAUAUAUUCAAUAGGGCGAUCAUUCAAGGCUAGUGGCAUAUUCCCAAGAACAGGUUAAUAAAUCUUUAUGGUCAGUGCUCUUAACCGCUGAUCUAACUUUCCAGCCCCUAUGAUUAAUUAUUGCUUAAUAUCUAAUACCUGAUUUUUUUUAUAAAUCUUCAAAGCAUAAAUUUAAACUAUUUCAAUUCUUUCUCUAAUUAAGUCUUUCUUUACCAUAUACUGAAACCCACCUCUGAUGACAUACAUGCAGCCAUAUGAAAUUUAAUUGUUGGGAAAGUUGUUAUCUAUCAUAAUAAUUUUGGAAAUGAUUUGAAAAGUAAAGCAUUGGUUACCCUGGAGAUAAAAUCAUGUUAGUGACCCAUCUCAAGGGGUGGCUUUGUACCCAUUAUUCUUGCUUAAGAUCGUUGUCUGGGCUACCAGGAACCUGUAGGUAAGGAAAGGAAUAAAAACAAACAAAACAGAAAAACUGCCAAGAGAACUAAGGCUCAAUUGUUUUCUCUGGCCAAGAGUUCCACAACAAGUUCCAGGAUACUUCCUUAUUUUGAAGUCUAUUGCCUCAGGCUGUGGAACUUGUCAAAUAGAUUCUCUUGGUGUUGGUGUGGCAAUAUAUGUAUUGUUUGGAGAGCUAGGUUUCAUGAAAAAUUUUGCUCACGAAAAGUUUAUGUCGUAUACUUGGACACGCCUUUAAUCUGUACCACACCCUCUGCUGGAGACCUGAAUAAGAACAUUGGAAGAAGGAAGACUCACUCUCCUUUGCCUGCUUGCCUUGUGGGACUGAGCAACUGCUAGAUCCUUGAACUUCCAUCCACAGCUGCUGCUGACCAUUGUUGGGGAGUUGGACUACAAACUGGUCUGCCGAGAUGCACAUCAUGGUAGAUGACAUCAUGAGACUCCUGUACUCCAUUUCCCAGGAGAGGAGGAUGACGUACAUCAAGUACUCUGUGUUGGCUGCUGUGGUUGUGGGGGCAAUGGCCUUCGUUGGUGGCUUUGUUGGUGGCCUACCAGGAUUAGCUGUUGGGGUGACCAUUGGGGGCCUGUUAGCCUGGAUGACGAGUGAACAGUUUCAGCCAGUUCCUCAGACCUUAAUGGAGCUGCCCCCUGCUGAGCGGCAGAAAAUUGUUAAUGAAGUCGCUGAAAUCAUCAAGAACCUGCCCUGUUCAGAAGCUGUGCACCUGACUGCUCUGGUCAUGAGGAACCAUGCCAUUAAGCGGAUCCUCUCGACUGUGGUUAAUUUCAUCAAGAUGCUGAAGGCUUAGAUCUGCUAGGAUGACUAGGUUGCUUCCCCUGGGGAAGAGCAUCAAUUGUCAAACAAUCUCCCCUCCUCUAGGUUUGGUUUGUUAAACCAGAGAAACCUCUGGGUUUCUGUCUGUGAUUCUGGUUGGCCUCUGGCUCAUCGUCUUCCUCCCUCAGCCCCUUGAGUUCUGAGAUUACAGGCGUGCGCCACCACCUAAUAAAUCUUUAAGAGAGAGCUCAUCCUAGAUUUUCUAGACAAGACCCCUUAAGGCAAGGUCACAAGAGAUUUGUAACCCAGGCAGACUAUAUGACUUACAUAGGAACAAUUGGCCAUACAAUCAUAUUCUUUACAUCAUCAAAAUAGUAAUGGCUUGAAAAUAAUUUUAUAUUUUUAGAAAAGUGCACAUCAAAUUGUAAAGCCUCAUCCUCUGUGUCCUCAGUUUCUACCUGUACCACAUAAUGGUGUUAAUUCUAGAGGAGUGAAUCAAUUAUUACAAAUGAAUGGUACUUGUAUUUCUGAUUUUAGAAAGUUAAAAUAUGUGCAUGUGACUAAUGAUACUGAAAGGAUAGAAAAUAAUACAGCCUAACUCUAAUGACCCCAAGAAUUCAGAAGUUUAAAAUGCUAUCUCGCUUUGUUAGAAACUAGGUAAAAGGUCACAUUCCAGAGCCCGACCUUUCUUUAGAGCUAGCAGAAAGUCCUUGAAUAGGUGAUCCUGGCCCCACAAGGGCUCCGAUAAUUUAAACUGAUUGGCCUAAAAACAAUGGGAGUGGUACAAAUCGAUUGGUUCUCAUUUCGAGAGCUCUCCAUGCUAAGAAAUGAUUGGUUUGUGAUUCACAGGCUUUGUCAUAAACUUAUAAAAGCUGUUGCAAUUCGACACUCGUUAUACACAGUCCUCUAGCCCUGCGAGGUGUAUGGCUGUGGAACCCAGAAUUCUGGAAUAAAGAAACCCUCAUGUUAUUGCAUCGA